AUGGUGGCCUCAUUUUCACCGUCGCCCAUCACCGGAAGACUACCCCUUUUCCCUUCUUCAGCUUCCUCAGCCGUCUCCGGUCUCCAUCUCCCCACUACCAAGUGGGGUUUCGGAGUCGAUCCUUAUGGCAGCUCUGGAGUUAGUAGAACAAAGGGUCGAGCUUUUCGAAUCUCUGCAACUGCCAAUGUAUCAGGAAGUUCGAAAAGAGAGGUGAUCAUGGUGGAUCCAGCGGAAGCAAAGCGAUUAGCUGCAAAGCAAAUGGUAGAAAUUCGAAGGAAAGAGAGACUCAAGAGAACGCGUGAAAUCGAGGCAAUCAAUGGAGCAUGGGCGAUGAUAGGUCUCACAGCAGGUUUGCUCAUUGAAGGUUACUCUGGAAAGACCAUGAUAGAACAGUUGGCUGGAUACCUGUAUGCCAUCUUCCAUAUUUUCAUACGAUAG
This is a messenger RNA of Linum trigynum, 438 nucleotides long. The record is from the annotation of a GenBank genome assembly. Lineage: Eukaryota; Viridiplantae; Streptophyta; Magnoliopsida; Malpighiales; Linaceae.